GGAAGAGACGCGGCGGUUUAGUUCAAAUUUUGCAAGGAAAAAAUAAGUAGCCAAUGGAGGGAAGUUGCAUUUAGAUUUAGUGCAGUUUUCCACAUGAGCUGAAGAUGGAGCAGUUGAAUCUAGGAAAUGAGGGAAGAAAAUCUUCCAGAAGGAGGUUGUCAUCAAUUUUAAAAGCUCCUCGGACAUCUAUGAGAGUACCCGAACAAGAGGAGCAACAGGAGGAGGUCACCAAGCCUAUUGAGAAGAAUAGAAAUUCACGGCGAGUGAGUUUUGCAGCUACGAAAAAUGUCCGCGUUUUUUCGAACGAUGCAAAGAGUGAAUCUCCCAUUCUGGCGUCUGUUCCGAACACAGCUGUCGGAGAUUGCAGACCAGAGGAAAAGAUUCUGAAUUUUGUUGAAGAGGGACAUCACCACAUCAAAGGCCUGGACACUUUGUUAAACAAUCCUCUUUAUGUAUCCCAGCAUCUGGGCAGGGAGAACUUCUUCUCAGAUCCCGUCCUGCAAGAUGACUGUGUGGAUAAAACAAUUUUGCUUGGAGAAGAGACUGGAUACAUGGAUAUGACACACAGCCACACAAUCACAAUUGAUCAGGAUAAUGAAAUCAAACAGGUCAUCGGGGAUGCAGCACAGAUCAUCGGGGAUCAGAGUGUUGCCGGUCAGAAGCGCAUGUCAUGUUGCACAAAAGUCGAGACUAAAAAUCCAAACAUGGACUCAGACUUUAAUGCUUUUCUUGCUAGUAUAUCGCUACCCACUGUAAAAACUAUUGUACCCUCAUCUUCUAAAAAAGAGCUUGCCGAUACAAACACAUCGGAAAUUGACAAGGAGAAUCACUUGCCAUCGUUUUUAAUGCAACAAGUUCAGCAUUCCAUCACCAAAGUUAACCCACAACAACCAAGGGGACUUCAACGUAGACGUUCCCGUGUUGCAUUUUCUGAAGACGAUACUGUGGAAGUGACCACAAGUCACACUGCCGUUAUCGAAAACAGAAGUAAUGCUCAGCCUGUUUUGUCUUUUGUUUCUGGAAAUAAUGGUAUUGCUUCAACACCGAUGUUUUCACAUGAUGAUAGCAUGGAGCUCACUCAAAGCCAGACUGCCGCUAUCACUGUUAACCUCACAGGAAAUAAUCAGUCGGCUCUGGAUCACAACAGAUCCCAUUAUUUCUCAGAGAACGAUGAUGCAAUGGAGAUGACAGGAAUGUUUGAUGUAUCCUGUCGAGAAAAGGAACACGCAAUCAGUAUGAAAGAAGAAACUUCAAUUUCCAAAGCAAGCAAAAUAUCCCCUUUCAAUGUGGCUGGAAAUGGAGAGAUAAUGGAUCGAAACAAACCAGGACAUUUUCAAAGCAAUCUCACAAUAGCCCAACCUGCUAAUUCUGAUGAUAUGGAGAUGACAGAGACUUUAGAUGUAUCUUUUCAAGAAAAAGAGAAUACAGCCAGUGUGAAAAACGAAAGUCUGUUUUUAUGUCCCAAAAUAAGCAAGAAGUCCUCCUUUAAAGGGAUUGGAAAUGGUGUAAUAGUGGAUCAAAACAAAUCUGGUCAUCUUUCAGUAGCUCAAGGUGCUAAUUAUGAUGAAAUGGAUAUGACACAGUGCCAAACUAUUGUUAUUGAGUCCGAACAGUUCAAUGGAGAGAAGUCAUUGAUUAACUCGAGGAGUUUGUCUAAUGUAUCCAUGUCUAGUUCUGUUCGGGAUAAAGAACAUACAGCCAGUAUAACAGAGGGAGCUUUGCUUCAAAUUCACAGACCAAGUAAGAUGUCCUCCAUUAGAAAUGAAGAGAUAAUGGCUCAAAACAAAUCUGGCAAUCUCUCAAUAACCCAACCUGCUUAUUCUGAUGAUAUGGAGUUGACCGAGGCCUUAGAAGUGUCUGUCCAAGAAAAUGAAUAUACAUUCAGUAAGAUGGAGAAAAUAUCACUUCCGUUUUCCCAAAUAAGCAAAAAGUCUUCAUUUGAUGUGACUGGAAAUGCCGAGAUAAUGGUUGAAAAUAGAUCUUGCCGUCUUCCAAUCCCCCAGACCGAUCAUUUUGAUGAUAUGGAGAUGACACGGUGUCAAACUAUCGUUUUCGAGGCCAAACAGUUUAGUGCAGACAAACAGUUAAGCAACUCAAGAAAGAGUAUGCCUCAUGCAUCCAUAUCAAGUUCUGUUCAAGAUGAAGAUUUGGAAAGGGAAGCUCUGCUUCAAAUUCACAAACCAGGUAAGAUGUCCUCUAUUGAUGUGUUUAGAAAUGAAGAGAGAAUGAGUUUAAACGAAUCGAGCAAUUUCUCAAUAGCCCAGACUGCUGAUUCUGAUGAUAUGGAGAUGACAGAGGCAUUAGAAGUGUAUGUUCAAGAAGGAGAAUACACAGCCAGUGCUUAUCCAUAUCCACAAAUAAGCAAGAACUCAGCUAUUGAUGUGUUUAGAAAUGAAGAGAGAACGAGUUUAAACGAAUCGAGCAAUUUCUCAAUAGCCCAGACUGCUGAUUCUGACGAUAUGGAGAUGACAGAGGCAUUAGAAGUGUAUGUUCAAGAAGGAGAAUACACAGCCAGUGCUUAUCCAUAUCCACAAAUAAGCAAGAACUCAUCUAUUAAUGUGACUGGAAACGGGAAGAUUGUGGACCAAACCAAAUCUGCCAAGAAUUUCUCAAACCUUGAUGAUAUGGAAAUGACACAAUGUCAGACUGUCGUGCUUGAGGCUGAAAAUUACGAGAGGGUCAAACCGUUGGGUAAAUCAAGGAAUAGUUUGAACCUUGUAAGUUCAUUGUCCAGACCUGAUGUUGACGGAGUGGAAAUGACCCAGGCAUUCACUGGCAAUAUCAUGUGGAAGAGCCUCAUAUCCACUGAGAAAAGGAAGACUGACGGAAAUCUGUUGCCUUCAGCACAAAUUUAUCCACAGCCGGAACCGUCUGACUGCACGGACGUAAUGCAUCAAGCCAGUAGUUUAGGUAUAGAUGAUGAAAUGGAAUUUACAGGUUGCAAUACGAUUGCAAUUGACACACAAGGAACUUUGGCAGGCACUGGUGCAAAGAUCAAAGCAACUGAAAGUGCACUUUGGGCAUCAACAUCUGUUUCUUGCCCAGGAUCAAGUGAAGAACAGAAUGAGGUGUCUGAAGCUGCCAAGAGUGGUAUUAACCAUGAAGUCUACAACUCAAAACAUAUCCCAUUCUCUUCAAAGUCAGAUCUUGAUAAUAGCGGACUCAAAUGCACUAAUGUGUCAAAGUCGUACACAGCAGCUGACAUGCAAGUGGACGGAAAUUCCAAUUCAAUGACCACAGGAUCUGUUGAUGAAGACAACAACAUGCAGGUUACAAAAGUCAUCACAAUGCCCAUCGAAACACAAGAAAAUAUUACAUUUAAUCAGAGACAAGCAACGAAUGUGGAGACCUCCAGGAAUGAAGAGAAAGUAGCAGAGGGUCCGGAGCAGAGCUCAAACUCGGUCCAACUUGAACUUUCCUCAACUGAGUCUGUUGCAGAUUCCUUUACUAAAGAAGAGCUACGACAUGCAAAAUCAAGACGGAGAAGUUUGGUAGACUUUCAGAUGGAGCUUCAAAAUAUGUCACGCCGUCUUAAAGAAGAGGUAUUGAAGGUAGCAACUGCGCCUUUGCCCUCAUGUUCACUUCCGGAGAUGUCUCAUAAGGGUAAAGAGCAAUGUGAAACUGCCAUUUCUACAGAGCCGGCGUCAAUUGUUACACCUAACGUCAAACAGAAAGAUAAAUCUUUUCAAAAUGACAAGACCACACCAUUCAGUCUUAGAAAGCAUCCUUUCUUAUCAAGGGUUUCAUUCAGUGGCGUUAUGCCGAAACUUCCCAAGAGAGCUACGGCUAUAACUCCGAACAAGACCGUGACCCCAAGUACUCGCGAUUUGCAGUGUUUUUCUGUGGAGAAACAUUUGGAUAUCAAGCAGAACAGCAACUGCGAAACAGUCAACAUCAACGAUGAGGAAUUUCCCGAGAUGAACAGCGAAGAGGAUUUGUCAGGAAGUCUUGAAAAUUGGCCGAUUCACAAAGAAGAGGAACGAGUGGAUUCUUCGGCUGCACUUAUGGAUGAGGAGCUCUUAGAGAAUGAUGUCUUUGAACCAGACGUGAACACCAGUCAGGCUUUGAAAAGACUGUAUCUUGAAGAAACCAAUGUUACAGCGGAACCAAACAAGAAAGCAUACAUCUCUGACAUGGGGUCUGACUGUCAUGAAGCUGGCGUACAGUGGGAAGGUAAUUUUACAAGUCACGCCGCUCAGAAUCGCAGCGCAAAGACAAGAGAAGAUACAGGAGUUUAUGAAUCCACUCUCAGAAGCUCCCACUAUGAAUCUCAUGUAGAUGGGACGUCGGAUUACAAAUUUGAUUUCAACAAGAAACUUGAGGACGGAAGCAUCACCGUGAAGGAGUUCCUGAGCCACUUCGGUAUCAACUUCUUCAUCCAUAAAUCUAGACCAAGUGCUCUUCCUGAAAGUUGCAGAGCGGGAGAGACUCGCACCAUGGAGGAUGUACUGAAGGUGAAAUACAUACAUCACCCUAAGCAGAGAGUGUAUGAGCAAGAUUGUAAAGAGCUUACGGAAAUGGUGGAAAGACUUAAAGAACAAGUCCCUGAACAAGAAAAGUCCCUGAAAUGCAUCAACGGAGCCCUUCAGCGGGAGAUAUGUACACUCACAAAAGAGCAGCUUAAAAGCUUUGGCACCGCGUUGAAAGCGCGGAGAGUUUACUUUGGAAAAAGAAACAAAGCACUGUCUCACGAAAUGAAGGGAGUCUUGUACUCUCAGUUCAUCAAAACAACACAGGAUUCAAAACAACAGCUCAUGGCUAAAAUCAAGGAGACAGAUGAAAUGAUGGAAGACUUAAAUGGAUGCAUCAAUGGUUUAGAGACUGAACUUGCAGCACUAGAUGCUGCGAUGGUGGGAAACAAUCACAACUCUUCCCAAAUCAGGCCAGACUUGAAAGCAAAGGAAGAUGAUUUACACAAGCUUAAUUUAGCUUUGACUGAGAAGGAGAGGGGAAUUGAUGAGCUACAGAUUCAACUGAAGACCUUUGAGGGCCAAGAGCAGAAGCUGCGAGAGGAAUGCAGCGGCUUUAAGAGUCAUCUUGCAACUUUAAACAGUUUGAAUGAGUGGCGUCUGGAUGAGACGGAUGAAAGAGGAGCUUUGUUUACUUUCCUUCACAACACUGUGCACCUGCAGGUGAAGCUACAAACACCUGCUGGGAAGGAAUGGAUGACUGAGGAUGUAGAGCGGAAUAUGGACGCAUCACUCCAUUUGAGGCUGAAUCUGGAAAAGUCUGAGUGUCAUGCCAGCAUGGUUCACAGAUUGCUCGCACUGCACAAUAAGUCUCAAGCUCAUUGGAUGCAAAAGUACACCACAACUAGACAUAUACCAGAGCUGCUUCAUGGUGUCAGUUUGCUGGUGGGUCGUCUCCGACUUUUGGGUGAGGAGAUUCAUCGACUGAAGAAGUCGGGAGGACUGAGGCUUUGCAUUCGACAGAUCACUUGUGUGGACACGCAAAUCCAUAUCAUGUUCUCAAGCCUGAAAGCAUUUGAAAAGUUUGAGUUAAGUCUGUUGGUCACCCCUGACUAUCCUUUUGGACCACUACAAAUACAGAACUUCAGAAGUCACAUCGGCAACACCAGGUUGAGCCAAAUUGAAGACAUUAUGUCAUCUGUCAGACCAGGCGAGAACUAUCUGACAAACGUCCUCAAGAACAUUCACAGUGAUCUCCUGUGCUAGGAUCUCAAACCUUCUGUAUUUACUCCCUCCACCCUUCUGUUCAUUUAAAUCUUUGUAUAUUCGUGUUUGUAUGUUCAAAUAUCCAAUAAAAGAAU
Triplophysa rosa is the source of this 5770-nucleotide messenger RNA. RefSeq names its product kinetochore scaffold 1 (gene knl1). Lineage: Eukaryota; Metazoa; Chordata; Actinopteri; Cypriniformes; Nemacheilidae. Gene Ontology annotation, biological process: protein localization to kinetochore; cell division; attachment of spindle microtubules to kinetochore. The transcript is spliced from 26 exons. Gene Ontology annotation, cellular component: nucleus. The record is from RefSeq and is a predicted model, not a curated record. The coding region runs from base 105 to 5675 and encodes 1856 amino acids.